GCGCCAAGCAGGAGGAGUUUUAUCAUAUCCGAUGCGUCUCUGUUGGAGGACUGCUAUUUAUGACAUCGGGCAAACCAUUGCUAUCUUCAUCUGAGCCACCUGACCUUUAUUCUCAUCCUCACCUCCUUAAACGUCAUACUACCUCAUCACCACCUUCCUCAGCAGCAGCAGCUUUUGACGACCCACCUCAACAUACCAGUAGUAUUACCACUCUGUACACUUUGAAGGAGGACGAGUUGGACUCCAAUUUUUCCCCACUUAGACGGAUAGGUUUUCCUGACGAAUCUGUUCGACAUCCUGCUGCCACAAAGGGGAAGGGGUUCCGUUCCGCUGAGCUUCGGUUCCACCGGGAAUUUCAAGUGGAAUGUCCUUGGAGAGAGAGGAAACGCCUGGUUUCGUGGGGUGGAGCCAUGGAUGCUCACCAUGAUAUCGCUUCCUUUGAAGUUUCUUCAGUGCAAUCCCCGGUGGCUUCAUCUCAGUCAACUUCUACCAGAGCCACCCAACUUGACUUGUCUAGGGCUUCAUCUCGGGUUCAGGAUAAGUUGAAUAAAUCUCAGAGGAGUAGACACAAGAGCAUGCAGUUGGAAGAUAACGUAAUGCACCAUGAUAACCCUAGAUUGAUCCACAUUAAUGAUCCAAAGAAGACUAACCAUAAAUUUGAGUUCUCUGGGAAUGAGAUUCGAACCAGCAAGUAUACAAUUUUAAACUUUCUGCCUAAGAAUCUCUUUAUUCAGUUUCACCGUGUUGCCUAUUUAUACUUCCUUGCCAUUGCCGCACUGAACCAGCUUCCACCUCUUGCUGUUUUUGGGAGAACAGUCUCUCUUUUUCCUCUGCUUUUUGUGCUUUCUGUAACAGCUAUAAAAGAUGGUUAUGAGGAUUGGCGAAGGCACAGGUCAGACAGGAAUGAAAAUAACCGGGAGGCUCUAGUGCUUCAAGCCAGUGAAUUCCAACAUAAGAGAUGGAAAAAGAUGCAGGCUGGUGAGGUUGUGAAGAUCUGUGCUGAUGAGAGCAUUCCUUGUGAUGUGGUGCUGCUUGGGACCAGUGAUCCAAGUGGAAUUGCUUAUAUACAGACAAUGAACUUGGAUGGGGAGUCAAACCUGAAGACCCGGUAUGCUAGGCAAGAAACAAGUAAGUUAGUUCUUGAAGGGACUACCAUUUCUGGGGUUAUUAGAUGCGAACAACCUAACAGGAAUAUAUAUGAGUUCACAGCCAACAUGGAGAUAAAGGGCCAAAGGUUCCCACUAACCCAAUCAAACAUCAUUUUGCGUGGCUGUCAGCUGAAGAACACAGAAUGGGUAAUUGGCGUGGUGGUUUAUGCCGGACAGGAGACUAAAGCUAUGCUAAACAGUGCUUCAUCUCCAUCUAAAAGGAGUAGAUUGGAGACCUACAUGAAUCGAGAAACUUUUUGGUUGUCUGUUUUCCUCUUAACCAUGUGCCUGGUUGUUGGAAUAGGGAUGGGUCUGUGGCUUAAACGCCAUAAGAAUCAGCUUGAUACAUUACCUUAUUACAGGAGGACUUACUUUCCAAAUGGAAAAUCUCCUGGCAGGCCAUACAAAUUUUAUGGGAUUCCGAUGGAGGCCUUCUUCUCCUUUUUGAGUUCUAUAAUAGUUUUCCAGAUAAUGAUACCCAUAUCUCUCUACAUCACCAUGGAGCUGGUUCGGUUAGGACAGUCAUAUUUCAUGAUUGGUGACAGGCAUAUGUAUGAUAAUAGCUCCGGUUCAAGGUUCCAGUGCAGAUCCUUAAAUAUUAAUGAGGAUUUAGGUCAAAUCCGCUAUGUAUUUUCUGAUAAGACGGGAACACUUACUGAAAACAGGAUGGAAUUCAGAAGAGCGAGUGUUUGCGGGAAAAGUUAUGGCAGGUCCCUUUCGAUGACUGGGACAUUGGAGGGCACCAAUAUAGGAGGGGAACGAAAGUCAGCCCUCCUGGGCCGAAGAAGAUGGAAGCUUAAAUCAGAAAUUACUGCUGAUUUUGAACUACUGGAAUUGUUGCAUAAAGAACUGUCAAGUGAGGAAAGAGCAUUUGCGCAUGAGUUUUUUCUGACACUGUCAGCAUGUAACACUGUGAUUCCUAUUCUUGCUCGUAGUCCAUCUUCAAGCGAAGCAGAAAGUGACUGUUGUGACAAUGUUGUGACCAUUGAUUAUCAGGGUGAGUCACCUGAUGAACAAGCCUUGGUUGCUGCUGCUUCUGCUUAUGGUUAUACUCUUUUCGAGAGGACAUCUGGGCAUAUUGUGAUUGAUGUGAAUGGUGAGAAACUAAGGUUGGAUGUCCUGGGUUUGCAUGAGUUUGACAGUGUGCGUAAAAGAAUGUCUGUGGUUAUCAGAUUUCCAAAUAAUGAUGUCAAGGUAUUGGUGAAAGGGGCUGAUACGUCGAUGUUCAGCAUCUUAAGGAAAGAUGCUGCAACGGAUGAUCAUAGAAGACAUGCAACUCAGAGUCAUUUGACUGAAUAUUCAUCUGAAGGCUUACGUACCCUCGUAGUUGCUUCCAGGAAUCUUUCAAGCGAAGAGCUUAAGGAGUGGCAAUGCAUGUACCAAGAUGCUAGCACAUCGUUGACUGACAGAACUAUAAAGCUGCGUCAGACAGCAUCACUUAUUGAAUGCAACUUAACUCUUCUUGGUGCCACAGCUAUUGAGGACAAGCUACAAGAAGGUGUUCCGGAAGCUAUCGAGUCUCUGCGACAGGCUGGAAUAAAAGUGUGGGUACUUACUGGAGAUAAGCAAGAGACUGCAAUUUCGAUCGGUCUUUCUUGUAAGCUAUUGACGGCAGAAAUGCAACAGAUUAUAAUAAAUGGAAAUUCAGAAAAUGAAUGCAGAAAACUCUUGUUUGAUGCAAAGGCCAAAUAUGUUUUGAAAUAUCGCAAUAACCAGGAUUUGAAAUGGACAAGAGAUGCAGAAAGAGACUACCUUGAGAUUCCUGUUGAUAUGAAGUUUCCGAACUCUCCCCAGCAGCACGGUGGACUGGAAGAAGGAUCUUUACAUGCACCUUUAGCUCUCAUAAUUGAUGGGAGUAGCCUGGUAUACAUAUUGGAGAAGGAUCUGGAAUCUGAGUUAUUCGACAUUGCAACUGCAUGUAGGGUUGUGCUAUGCUGUCGUGUUGCGCCUCUGCAAAAGGCUGGGAUAGUUGACCUAAUUAAGAGUCGGACUGAUGAUAUGACUCUUGCAAUAGGUGAUGGGGCAAAUGAUGUUUCCAUGAUCCAAAUGGCGGAUGUUGGUGUUGGAAUAUGCGGUCAGGAAGGGCGUCAAGCAGUGAUGGCAUCAGAUUUUGCUAUGGGACAGUUUCGCUUUCUGAAGCGCUUGCUUUUGGUGCAUGGGCAUUGGAAUUAUCAACGGAUUGGUUUUUUGGUUCUCUACAACUUCUACCGAAAUGCUGUUUUUGUACUCAUGCUUUUCUGGUAUAUAUUGUGCACAGCAUUUUCGACUACCUCUGCCUUGACAGACUGGAGUAGUGUAUUUUAUUCUGUUAUCUAUACUUCUGUGCCUACAAUUGUUGUUGGUAUUCUUGACAAGGAUCUAAGUUGUAAGACACUACUCCAGUAUCCUAAACUCUACGCUGCAGGCCACAGACAGGAGAGUUACAAUAUGCGCCUCUUCUGGCUCACAAUGAUUGACACACUGUGGCAGAGCCUUGUUCUUUUUUAUGUGCCUUUGUUCACCUAUAAGGACAGCAGUGUUGACAUUUGGAGUAUGGGUAGCUUGUGGACUGUUGCUGUUGUUAUCCUUGUUAAUAUUCACUUGGCAAUGGAUGUUCAGCGAUGGGUAAUAUACACUCACCUUUCCGUAUGGGGUUCAAUACUCAUCACUUAUGGCUGUGUUUUGGUAUUGGAUUCUAUACCUACAUUCGCCAAUUACGGCACAAUAUACCAUCUGGCAAAGUCGCCUAUGUAUUGGCUCUCCAUUUUGCUUAUAACAGUUCUCGGAUUGCUUCCCCGCUUUGUUCUUAAAGUUAUAUAUCAAACUUUCUGGCCUUCAGAUAUCAUGAUUGCUAGAGAAGCAGAGAUACUGGGAAAGAGACCUUGUUAUCUUGGAUCAAGGCGAGAUCAAGGCUCAAGCUGACUUGUCAUCUCUUGGGUCAAUUAACCUUGUUUUGAUAGAGCUUCUCUUCCAUUUGUUGCAUAUGUGGCUUUACCCAUGGAAUUCCAGAGAAAAGGUGAUGUAAGAGCAAAUAUCUAGUUUUGUCAUAACCCUUUCUCAUGGAGAACAGUAUUUAUGCAAUUAUGUCAUCACUUCCACGGCAAAACCUAACACUGAUUAAACAACUAGUUAACUAACACAGCAUUAAACAUGGUGAUUCCCAUCUAAACUGGUCUAUUAUUUAUGUGUUUUUAGAACUGCAGCUAGUUUGAAACCUAUAUAUAUUUAUAGGAUAACUUUUCUAUAUUGACACCAAACAUGUUUCUAUUAGUUUAUUAUCCCUAAACCAGUGUUUAAAGUAGGCAGAGUGUGUUUGACCAUUCUUAGGCAAUGUGGUAGUACUGUUUGUAGGAUAUUCCCCAUUAUGGGUCUGCAUAUGUAUUUUGGGUACCCAUGUAUUUAUUUUCAUAUGCUAAGACAAGCAUAUUUCUUUGUAUAAUAUUAUUUUCCACAACCUCAGUGAUCUACUUCUUUUAUUAUUUAGUUUGAUUUCAUAGGUCCAAGAUUGUAUUGAAUGAACAGGAAUUUGGGUUUUCUCA
Molecule: messenger RNA, 4666 nt
Organism: Coffea arabica (coffee)
Lineage: Eukaryota; Viridiplantae; Streptophyta; Magnoliopsida; Gentianales; Rubiaceae
Source: RefSeq, a predicted model, not a curated record